Molecule: messenger RNA, 2146 nt
Organism: Rhinolophus ferrumequinum (greater horseshoe bat)
Lineage: Eukaryota; Metazoa; Chordata; Mammalia; Chiroptera; Rhinolophidae
Gene: SLC17A9
Product: solute carrier family 17 member 9
Exons: 13
Coding region: 325-1506 (393 amino acids)
Biological process (GO): transmembrane transport
Cellular component (GO): membrane
Molecular function (GO): transmembrane transporter activity
Source: RefSeq, a predicted model, not a curated record
GCGCGUCCUGUGUGGAGACGUCCCUCCGGGCCUCCUCUGCUCCCCCUGGGAGGCAGCCCCUGCCCUGGGGGGAGGCACAAGUACCUUGAAGCGGCCUGGACACUCCUCCCUGCCGUGUAGUCCCAGGGCCCACGAGUGUCCCCGGCGCCCUCUCCAGGCCUCGGGGUCUUUGGAGGCCUUUAGACAGGGCAGCGUCGGGGACAGGAGGGGUCACUCACAAGCUGGGCCUCACGUCCUGGAACUGACCCUGCCAGGCCCGAGUGCCAGGCCUGGACGGGGACACUGCUCCUGGGCACGUGCCUGCUGUACUGCGCCCGCGUCACCAUGCCCAUCUGCGCCGUCUCCAUGAGCCAAGACUUCGGCUGGGACAAGAAGGAGGCCGGCAUUGUGCUCAGCAGCUUCUUCUGGGGCUACUGCCUGACACAGAUCGUGGGCGGCCACCUGGGGGACCGGAUCGGGGGUGAGAAGGUCAUCCUGCUGUCAGCUUCUGCCUGGGGCUUCAUCACCGCUGCCACCCCGCUGCUUGCCCACCUGGGCAGUGCCCAGCUGGUUUUCAUGACCUUCUCACGCAUCCUCACAGGCUUGCUCCAAGGGGUUUACUUCCCUGCGCUGACCAGCCUGCUCUCACAGAAGGUUCGGGAGAGUGAGCGUGCCUUCACAUACAGCACCGUGGGGGCUGGCUCCCAGUUUGGGACGCUGGUGACAGGAGCCGUGGGCUCCCUGCUCCUGGAUUGGUAUGGCUGGCAAAGUGUCUUCUACCUGUCCGGCGGCCUCACCCUGCUGUGGGUGUAUUACGUGUACAGGUACCUGCUGAGUGAACAAGAUCUCAUCCUGGCCUUGGGCGUUUUGGCGCAAGGCCUGCCCGUGGCCCGGCACAGUAGGGUGCCCUGGAGACAGCUCUUCAGGAAGCCUUCCAUCUGGGCAGCCAUCUUCUCCCAGCUGUCGGCGGCCUGUUCCUUCUUCAUCCUGCUGUCCUGGUUGCCGACCUUCUUUAAGGAGACAUUCCCCAGCUCCAAGGGCUGGGUCUUCAACGUGGUGCCCUGGCUGGUAGCAAUUCCAGCCAGUGUGUUGAGCGGGUUUCUCUCUGACCAUCUCAUCAGUCAGGGUUACAGAACCAUCACCGUGCGGAAGUUCAUGCAGGUGAUGGGCCUGGGCUUGUCCAGUGUUUUUGCCCUGUGUUUGGGCCACACCUCGAGCUUUUGUAAGUCUGUGUUCUUCGCGUCAGCCUCCAUUGGCCUCCAGACCUUCAACCACAGCGGCGUUUCCGUUAACAUCCAGGACCUGGCGCCAUCCUGCGCUGGCGUUCUCUUUGGUGUGGCCAACACAGCUGGGGCCUUGGCAGGUGUUGUGGGCGUGGGCCUGGGGGGUUACCUGAUCGAAACCACGGGCUCUUGGACAUCCAUGUUCAAUCUGGUGGCCGCCGUCAGCAGCCUGGGGCUGUGUACCUUCCUGAUGUUCGGAAAGGCCCAGCGGGUGGACCUGAGCCCCGCCCGUGAGGACCUCUAGUGGCCCGGCCCUCGGCCGCCUGAGGACCUGGCACCAGCAGCCUCCGGACGACGGGCUCUCUUGAUGAGCUGUUGCUCUUGCCCCAAAUGUGUGCAAGAGGAGAGAGUGAGCCUCAGCUGAGUGUGUGUGUGUGUGUGUGUGUGUGUGUGUGUGUAUGGAGGGACGGGGCCGGGGCCAGGCCGCCGCCCAGCCUCAGGUGCCCCCGCUGUUGGGCACAGUGCCCUCCUCUCAGGGUUGGUGGGACUGUCGGCUGAGUGGAGUCAGUGUUUUCAGUGGCAGCAGUUUCGUGACAUACACGGUCUGUUCCAUGUGGUCAGAUGUGUCCCUGCUGUCGGCCUGCCUCUGCAUCGCUGAGGGGCUGGAUUGCAUUCGCCCCCCAAACCUGCUUCGCUUUGUUUCUUGAUGACCCUCCCCCCCGGCCAUGACCAUCAACACCGUCUCCUGACAUCACCAGUGCCCCCCCAGGGACUCCCUCCCAGUGAGGACCACGGCUCUACAUGAAGUCUGUUGGAUGGGUGGGCUAUGGGCACCAGCCCUUUGGCCAUCAUUUGGGGACACCCUACCCCAGCAUCCCCCUCCCAUGGAUCCCUGGGCACUAACAAUGUGUUCUGCUUCUCUGGCACCUGGUGACCAGCUGUGA